AUGUCAGCCCAAAACUCAGCCGGUAUCCAAACCCUCCUAGACGCGGAACGGGAAGCUUCCAAAAUUGUUCAGAAAGGCUCACGCUGCGUUAUAACAGUCCGAACGAAGCGAGUGAAGGAAGCUCGUGAUGAGGCAAAGAAGGAGAUUGAGGCUUACCGUAAUUCCAAGGAGGACGAAUUCAAGAAGUUUGAGUCCGAGCACACCCAAGGCAAUAAACAAGCUGAAGACGAGGCAAACAAAGAAGCUGAGGGGAAGAUCAAGGAAAUCAAAGAUGCUGGGAAGAAGAGCCAGGACAAGGUUGUUACUGACCUCUUGAAAGCUGUGUUUGAUGUCAAGCCUGUUCCCCCAAGCGUGGCAUGA
Messenger RNA from Colletotrichum truncatum, 360 nucleotides. NCBI's taxonomy places the organism in Eukaryota, Fungi, Ascomycota, Sordariomycetes, Glomerellales, Glomerellaceae. The record is from RefSeq and is a predicted model, not a curated record.